AUGAGUCCGGACCCUCACGCUGCUGAUCGCAAAGCUCAGAAGCAGCGUGAAAAAAAGAUGAACGCCGAGAGACUAAAAUACCAAAAACAACAAAGCGAAUAUUUCCCUCUCACUGACAGUUUCAUCGUCCCCAAGAGUCGUGUUGCUCGCGCUUUGGAUACUUGUGUCAGGUAUUUGCAGACAACAUACUGUGUUGUAUCUUUUCCGACUCAUCAUUUUGUUGUUAGCGGUAUCAAGAACUCAGGGAAGCAGCUCAAACUUAGGUCUCGCUCCUUCGAGUCUGAGAGCAGAUUCUCGUCUUGCGACGUUACGCAUCCCGCAUCUGAUCUCCCCACAGUGCCAAACCUGAAGGAUCUGCCUGAGAAGGUGAGAAAGAGACCAGAGAGGUCAUCGCAGGUAGUAAACAAGGCAAGUAUUUCGCUGUCUCUGCUCUGUUGCCCAAGAAACUGCGGGUCAGUAAAACUGACUGUCAAACAGAAGGAUCCUGCUAGGACAUCGCCAAAGGAAAGUUCCUUCACAAGGAAGUUUAGCAGAACGAUGACUGGUGACUCUGUCAAGAAGGUCAGCAGCAUGGACAGAAAGAGCUGGCAGACUCAGUCCUCCUCCGCGGGCAGUGGAGGCAAGACUCGCUCUAUCCGCUCUGCUUCGGUCACGGCGACUGGUACAGAUUUGGGUGAAGGAGAUGCCGCAACGCGUCUUGAAGGAGGCCUCAAGAAGCUCACGAUUUCCGAGGGCCUGAAGAGAGAGGGAAAGCCUGCUGCUAUCUCUACUGCGCAGCCAAAAGUCAUCAAGUGCCUCAGAUCCCCUGGAGACUAUGUGUUCAUUGAUAUCGAAACCCCAGGAGAGAAGAGCAACGCGAACAGCAACUCCAGCCCUGGUAUCUCCCCUAAGGCCAAGAGUGCCGAAGUCGGCUCUGGUGAGGACGAAUCCGGUGAGCACGAAGCCGAAGCCGCGAACGACCAGGACCCGAGAAGCAUUGUCGAGAAGAGACUUGAAGUAAUCCGCCACAUCGUGAAGAACAUAUUCCAGGGACAGUCAGACGAGGAUACCAAGACUGGAAAGGCUCUGCAGAAUGCCAAAAAAUGGGACACAAAGAACACAAAGUGCAUCAAGUGCUUCGGAGACUGCCCAGUUUGCAGCAAAGCAUGCUGCAUCUUCGACGUUGCUCGCCGCACUGCUGCCCAGGCAGACUCCACCCCUGAACAUGCCGAAGCCGCAAACCAGAUUCUUAAGUUGAUCCAGCGCCUGGGCAACAGCGUCUUGGAGGCGACCACUUACUCCCUGUGCACCACACCCGGAGGCUGCGGACGGUAUGUCUGCUCCGACUGCUGGGGUAUCUGUCCGGUCGAGCUAUGCCACGAUGUCCAGUGCAAGGACUGCAAGGAAGAUCCCUGGGCUGCGUGCGACUGGCAUGAUUACUGA
Molecule: messenger RNA, 1422 nt
Organism: Aspergillus fumigatus Af293
Lineage: Eukaryota; Fungi; Ascomycota; Eurotiomycetes; Eurotiales; Aspergillaceae
Exons: 5
Coding region: 1-1422 (473 amino acids)
Source: RefSeq, a predicted model, not a curated record